Linepithema humile (Argentine ant) is the source of this 2378-nucleotide messenger RNA. RefSeq names its product humpty dumpty (gene hd). Gene Ontology annotation, cellular component: nucleus. The record is from RefSeq and is a predicted model, not a curated record. Gene Ontology annotation, biological process: nuclear DNA replication. NCBI's taxonomy places the organism in Eukaryota, Metazoa, Arthropoda, Insecta, Hymenoptera, Formicidae.
AAGAUCUCAUAUUGUAAUAAUUUCAUUUUUUAUAUUUUUGAAAGCUUUAUAUAUAUAAAAUAUUAAAAAUAUUAUCAGCUGAGAGCGCGGCUAGCACAUCAGCUGUGGGCACCACCAGUCUUGUGUCGAAAAGAUCAGCUGCACGGACACAAUAGUCUAUCACAGUCUAUGCAUGUAUGACUGUGUCAAUGGCAGAAUCUGGAAACGCAAACACAUUAGAAUGGACGCGUCCCGAUCAAGUGAUGCAAUUACACCGUAUGAAAUUGAAGAAACGUGCACUUCAAGCACGUAUAAAUAAAACAAAUAUUGAUAAGAAUGACGUUCAACAUAUAGAUACAAAUUUAGAUAGAUUUAAUAGUAGUAACAGUGCAUUGCGGCCUGUAUCUCAGAAACGAAAGAACCCUUUUGCAAUUAAUGAAUCAUGCAAAAAACAAAAGGAUAUAACACCAACUGGAUUGGAGAUCAGUAAUGACAACACAUUAUUUGAAUUAUUAAAUAUCGAUGUUCAACAAAAGAAACAGACAACAGAUUCAUCUACAGACAAAUCUUUGAGUUUCGCUAACGUUCUUUCGAAAUUAGAAUCAAUUAAUCAGACUCCUGAUGCACAUAUUUCAAAGGGUUCAAAACAUAUUCCUAUAGAUUGGACUUUAAAAACUAAAAUGAGAUUUAUGUCUUUAAAACCUUUUCCAUGGAAUGGCAAACUUAAAACAAGCGAAGAGGCGUCAGGUACUACAGGAUUUGUUAGAUGUCUGAAUAUUGGAGAAAAGGAGACAACUUUGGAUACUAGUCCUAAUGCAAGGUUUCAUCAAUGUUGCUUGAUAUGGCAGCAUCCAUCUCUACCCUGGUUAGAAUUAUUCCCUCGCUCUGCUGGCAAAGUGAGCACUAAUCUCGCAAGUAAUACAGCGAUAGCAAAUAAUUCGUGUAUAAAAGACGCAUUGUACAGAGAAUGGUGCGACAGUUUCAGAUCCUUAUUUCAUUUAUUGAGAGCAAGACAAUGUCCGUACUUUUAUAUGUGCGCAAAUACAUUUACAGUGCUCUUUCGUGCUGCUGGUAUCUGUGGGUUGUCAGAGAUUCAUGCUCUUCUCACACCUACAACACGUGGAUUCCGUCAGUCAUUAAGGCAAGAAGAAAUAGAAUAUUCUAUGCCAUUAAGAAAGGAUUCUAAAAGACGAUCCGACCCAGCAGAUUUCGAUUCUAACACUGUAGAUACUACAUCUCAUGCAGAAACAGCGGAUCGUCGCCAAGAGGGUGACGAAGACGAAGAAGACGAAGAUGAAAUGCAAGACGCAUGGCUUGAAAGCCUAGGAAUAGACAAUUCGGAAAUUCGAAAAAUUAAUCACUCGCAAGCGAGAAUGACUUUAGAGAAGGAAAGCGAAAUAGAUAAUUUGAAGCAAUCCCUCGUGUUUGUAAAAGGUGUGGAGACGCAGGCAUUAUUUAACUUUCUAAUUAAUUGUAAAUCAGCCAUUGCUGUGACCGGCGCGUUAGCCGGCGUACCGCCUACACUUUUGGCGCCGACAGCUUUUCAUGGCGCUACGUUAAAACCACUUAAGGUCCGAGAAAAUGUAGUACGUGUUGAUAACGACAAAUAUUUCUCUCUCGAAUUAAAUGGACCACUUUUGCCGCACGUGCUACCUUCUCUCUGUUAUUUAAUGAAAUCUAGUCAAUUGGAACAGUAUUCGGCAAGCUGCGCACAAUUAACGUCAACAAUACCGUUUUCCGUGGCGAAGCACGGCACGGGCCAAGCAAAUUUCACGAAAGGAGAAGACUGCAAUGCCACCAAAGUACCACUAAACGUGUUUGGACAAGAAAAUCUAAGCGAUUGUGGUUUCAAUGAAGAAUUAUUGAGCCAUUUUUGCAGUUCUGAUCCGGCUAGAAUAGAAAUCUUAGAAAGUUUUAAGUUUUUUAACGGAUUAUACACGUGGUCGUGAUCAUUUAUGAAUCAAUUUAGUAAGUAAGCUUUACUUGUACAGAUUUGUAUUUAUAAGAUUUAAUUAAUAAAAAAAUCAGCCGGCAUUUUGUCCUAAGCAUUAGGACAAUGUUGGAUCGCUGACGACACGUAAUGCUCAGUAAUGAAUAAUCGUUACACUUUUAAGAAUUUCAAAAAACGAUAUAUAAUUAUAUAAUUAAUAUAUAUGAAAAUCGCCGGUAUAAAAUUUAUUUUUAUUAACGUAUAAUUUAACGCAAAAUGCAUAUAAUAUUACAAGACGACUGAAUAUUAUCGAUAUCUGAUAAAAAUGCUUUCACUGAAACCGACGUAACAGUACGCUUGUCCUGACGAAAAUGUUCUACAUCACAACAAAAUCGAUGUUGUAUUUAAAUAUCACGCAAUGUAUUGAUCUCUUCCUUCUUUUGCAAUAUUAUUAUAUUUGUGGAAAAAU